UUUGUUCUUCUUUGCAUGUCAAACUUGAGUAUAGUGGCUAUCCAAAGUCUUCUACAGAGGCCAAUGAUAUUCAGUUUUGAGCUGCUUAUGAUAUUUUCAGUCAUCUAGAGAUACCAGUGUGUAGAGAUACACUUAGCUGGUUAGAAUUGGAGCAGCUUGAUAAGGAAGUGGGGUGAUCUGCAAUACAAGGUGUGAAAACAAAGAUGCAGAAUAGAAAAUUGGCUUCUGGAAGGCCCUCUGGAACUGAUGGCUCUGAUUACUCCUUCCGGAUGGUUGUUGAUUCAAGGUAUCAACUAGUUGCAAAGGGGAAGAAACGCCUCUCUCUGCACUUUAUAACCGAGGCUGCGUUGCUAUUAAUAGGAGCAAUAUUUGCAUAUUUUCCAGGAAUAGAAGCAGAUACUCCAAACACAGUGGCCUAUUCGUCUGUUUUUAUUAGUGUUGUUUCACUAAUCAUUGGGAAUAUAGGCAGAAGACGCAGUCGACCUGGUUUAUUGAGAUUUUAUGCUAUCGUAUCCUCCAUUGCAAUGCUUCUCUUGAUUGCUUCUCUUGCAAAGAAACAUCUGCUGCUGAAGGCUAUCCAGGAUUCUAAACUUUGGAGAGCAGGGAAGUAUGAUGCGAAUGAUCUAUCUCAUUUUCAAAUUGGCUUGCUGUUAUAUCUAGUUACCUUAUCUGUGCUCAAGCUUUGUACUGUCAAAGCAGUUGUUUCACUUCUUUUUAACAUGGCUCCACCCAAGAAAACCUCGUAAGCCCCAUCAACAGUUAUUUGGGGUCCAAAUCCAAUUUUCUGUCAUUGAUCUUUAUGUGACUAUCUUUUCCGAGGGAUGUUGAGGUCAGCUGAGAUUUUACUGAACAUUUUUAGAACGUAUGUGGUUAACUAUAUAGUAUUUUCUGUAUUUUUUAUUUGUUUUGAGUAUUACUUUGGAGCAUGUUUACAUAAUUUUCUCUA
This is a messenger RNA of Vigna radiata var. radiata (mung bean), 946 nucleotides long. RefSeq lists its product as uncharacterized. Bases 204 to 746 code for a protein of 180 amino acids. Lineage: Eukaryota; Viridiplantae; Streptophyta; Magnoliopsida; Fabales; Fabaceae. Gene Ontology annotation, cellular component: endoplasmic reticulum membrane. The record is from RefSeq and is a predicted model, not a curated record. The transcript is spliced from 7 exons. Gene Ontology annotation, biological process: endoplasmic reticulum organization; vesicle-mediated transport.